AUGCACGUGUACGUGAAAGGAGCCAACCCCUGGCUGGAUCAGCACGUUGAAUCCUUCAUUCGACAGCAUGUCCCCGAUGCCGUUUUCCACGACGACUUCAAAACUCUGCCGUCAACGCCCGACUGUGUUUUUCAAUUUUGCGAUGGUUGGCAUCUCAAUCGGCACUUUGCUCUCUUGAACAAGGUGCACACUGGCCUAAUCAACGCUUACCCCAACAGCGAUGCUCUGGCCCGGAAAGACCACCUUGCCCAAGUCGUAAAUUAUUGGACAGCCAAAAGACCACAGAGCAUCUUAAAAGAACAUGUGCCGAUCACGAUCCGACUCUCUCUUGACUAUGCAGAGUACGUCGAUGACGCGCUUGCGGCGGCUGAUGACCUCACAUUACUCUAUUCCCUUGAGGACAACGAGAACAUGGACCCCGUUGAUCGCGAGUGGUGGAUCCUCAAGCCGGCAAUGAUCGAUUGUGGUGCUGGAAUUCGGAUCUUCAGUACACUGGAAGAGCUUGCAGCCAACCUUGAACUAGCGGCAGAUGUCGACAAUGAAGAGCCGCGAGAAGAUACCGAUGGGCUGAUGGUACCGCAGCCGGAAGGAAAAGAAACACUCGAAGAUCAUUCUCAUGGUUUUAAUCCGACUUUAUUGACUCCCGGUCUAGCCUCUCUGGAUGGCUUGAUCACUACCAUUGGAGAUCUCAGCCUCAAAGGGACCUCAGGCAAGCUCAAGAUGGACAACAUGGCUCCAGACUAUGCUAUUGAUGAGAACGCACGUCUCCCAUCGGCCCAAAUGCGAGAGUUCGUCGCACAGAAAUACGUCGUCUCAAUCCCACCAAUAGAUGGCAAGAAAUGGCAUGCUCGAGCCUACGUCCUCUCCAUUGGGCGACUCAAAGUCCAUGUCUUUCGAGAGAUGCUCGCCCUUCUAGCUGUUGAAGACUACGAGCCGCCAUGGAAUAACCCUAGUCUCAAGUCGUCCCUCACCAACACCGCACUUCAAGAUGAAGAUGAAUUCACUACCAACGAUUCUAUGAGAGACUUCUGGGAGCUCCCCGAUAAUUUACUCGACGGAGACUGGAAAGUCGGGAUUUUCCAACAGGCAUGUGCCAUCUCUGCAGAGUUAUUCCAAGCAGCAGCACACACAAUGUCUGACAAGUUCACACCUUUGAAUAAGUGUUUUGAGCUUUUUGCAGUGGACUUCCUUGUCGACACGAACGGGACAGCAUGGCUGCUGGAGGUCAAUGAAACGCCUGCUUUGUAUGAGCACGACUUUGCAGGCUCCAUAGCGCUGCGGCUAGUGGAGUCGACUAUUUGUGUAGCUAUGGAGCACAUGGGUUCAACAAGGCUUAGGGAUGCUCACUGGCGUGAAGCCAGGCAGCGGAUGGUUGAAGUUCUGGAUGAGACAGAUAAGCUGGGCAAGAGCAACAUCACCAUGAUCUUGCCAGAGGAAUAG
Messenger RNA from Ilyonectria robusta, 1440 nucleotides. Its product is annotated as tubulin-tyrosine ligase family-domain-containing protein. Gene Ontology annotation, cellular component: P-body. The transcript has a single exon. Gene Ontology annotation, biological process: protein modification process. The record is from RefSeq and is a predicted model, not a curated record. NCBI's taxonomy places the organism in Eukaryota, Fungi, Ascomycota, Sordariomycetes, Hypocreales, Nectriaceae. The coding region runs from base 1 to 1440 and encodes 479 amino acids.